Molecule: messenger RNA, 7706 nt
Organism: Rhipicephalus sanguineus (brown dog tick)
Lineage: Eukaryota; Metazoa; Arthropoda; Arachnida; Ixodida; Ixodidae
Gene: Meltrin
Product: zinc metalloproteinase-disintegrin-like EoMP06
Exons: 21
Coding region: 113-3085 (990 amino acids)
Biological process (GO): membrane protein ectodomain proteolysis
Molecular function (GO): metalloendopeptidase activity
Source: RefSeq, a predicted model, not a curated record
AUGAUGCGCGAACACGCCUGGUGGCGCCGUUGGCGACGCGUGUGUGCUUUCCUAAUAAUGGCAGGGAUGUCGGUGAUGUCUUCGUGAGGUGUCUCGACUGUUGGGAGGCACGAUGUGGGUACGGUUGAAGUCAUCCUGGAACAAUAACUUUGUCGUGCUUUUGGCGGUGUUGGACUUUGCCUUAUGUGCUGUGCUGGCUGAGAAAACGGAAGGUGUCCGGCAGGACUUUCUUAGGUAUGAACGAGUACAUCCCAAAGUUAUCAGCCAUGGGCGGAGGCGUCGGGACGUCUUGAGUUUAAGAAAUGAUACUCAUCAAGAUGUUCUACAAGUUAUGUUCAAAGCAUUUGGUCAGCCUUUUACGUUAGACCUGCGAAUGAAAAAAGAUUUGCUGCCAUUAAAUUAUUUUGAAAAGCACCAUGGGAACAAUAAUAGUCACAUCAUAGAUCACCCCAUGAAGAGGAACAACAAGCACUGCUACUACCAUGGCACUGUACGUGGACGGAACAACUCUUGGGCGGCUGUUAGCACUUGCAAUGGGCUCAGUGGAGUUGUCUUUGAUGGAAAAGGGAUUCAUUACAUUCACCCUGACCCACCCGAGCAUUUGUUUUUAAAGGCAUCUGAUAUGAAAGAGAAAUCUUGGAGAUGCGGGUUCAAUGACUCGCUGAACCUGUGGGGUGAUACUCAUUCUCGGGCAAAAAGGUCUGUUGUGAUACAGCCACCAUUCAAAAGUAAUGCAAGAUCUCGUUACGUAGAGCUUUUAAUUGUCAAUGAUAACAAAGAGUUCAUCAAGAUGAAACGAAACAAAGAAGCUGUUUUUGAAAGAAGCAAGCAAAUAGCAAACAUAGUCAAUGCGCUCUAUGCCCCACUAAAUAUAUUCAUUGCACUAGUCGGAGUUAUUGUUUGGACGGAGCACGAUGAAAUAGUCAUGUCUUCUGAUGGUGAUGCAACGUUGACUAAGUUUUUGCAGUAUCGGCGAGAACGUCUUGCCCGAGAGCAUCCAAAUGACAAUGCUCAGCUCAUAACAGACAUUGUGUUGGACAGCAGUGUUGUUGGAAAGGCACUGAAAGGACCCAUCUGCACAUACGAAUACUCUGGUGGCGUCAACAAGGACCACCAUGAAGUUGUUGGUGUUGUGGCUACUACUGUCGCCCAUGAAUUGGGCCACAACUUUGGCAUGGAGCAUGAUGAUAAGGACACCAAAUGUCAGUGCCCUGAAAAAAGGUGCAUAAUGGCAUCAGCGACAAGCAACCCACCCAGCCCCAGCCAGUGGUCAUCCUGCUCCAAGCACUACUUGCAGUCCUCAUUUGAGCAGGGCAUGGAUUUCUGCCUUUGGAACUUGCCUGAGGACAUCAUGGGUCCCGUCUGUGGCAACGGGUUCCUUGAAGAGGGCGAGCAGUGCGACUGUGGUCCAGCAGAGUUCUGCAAAAAUCCUUGUUGUGAAGCAUCGACUUGCAAGUUCAAAGGAAAUGCCAAAUGUGCUAUUGGAGCUUGCUGUGACAUUUCUACAUGCCAGGUUGUCAAAGCUGCCACAUUAUGCCGAGAUGCCAUAACAGAGUGUGAUUUGCCAGAGUAUUGUGACGGAGUUUCAGAGUUCUGUCCUGUGGAUGUUUUUGUGCAAGAUGGAACAGAAUGUGGAGGUGGCAAGGCCUACUGCUUUGGUAAGCAGUGCCGCUCUCACGAUGACCAGUGCCAGCUACUGUGGGGUUCCAGUGGACGUAUGGCUGACCAGCGGUGUUUUGAGCGUAACGAUGAUGGUGAAGUAAAUGCUAAUUGUGGAUACAAUCGCCUUAACAAGACCUACAAGAAAUGCAACAAGGAGGACGUCAUGUGUGGAACACUGCACUGUGUGCAUCUGAAUGAACGGCUGGAGUUUGGCAUUGAGUCUGCAGCUGUCCAGUCCAAAUUUUACAUAGAUGAAAAUGACAAACGAUUCACAUGCCGGUCUGCAAUUGUGGACUUGGGUUUAUUCACGGCUGAUGUUGGCCAGUCUCCAAAUGGUGCAAAAUGUGGCACCAAUAAGGCUUGUAUGAACCAGAAGUGUGUUCCGAUUGAAAAACUGUAUGGAAUCAAAUGCCCUUAUGAUUGUUACAAUAAUGGGGUUUGCAACAGCCGUGGGAACUGCCAUUGCAUGGUGGGUUACGCACCUCCAUACUGCAAUUAUCCAGGGCCUGGUGGCAGUUCAGACAGUGGCCCUGCAUCAGACCCCUCAGCUGGUUACAGUUUUAUGGUGUCCAUGUACAUCAUUUUCCUGUGCAUUGUGCCUCUGGCUGUGAUCACCAGUUUCUCCAUCUACUACUUCCGGCGUCAUCUAAAGACAUGGUGGAUGACAAAGGCUCGCAAAGCAGCAAUAAAGAGUCGUGCGCAGCAGGUUGGCCUUGACAGGCGUGGAGGUCGGCCCCUGUCCAAGUUCAGCAUUGAUGCCGAGGCUAUCAAGGCACUCAAUAUAUCAAGCCCAGUAGCCCAGCACAUGGCACCACAGGAGCCACUAGUUCCCAGUGCGCCACCAUUGCCACCACCACAGCAUCAGAAACCAAACCGCAGUGUGAGCCGUGAGCGUGGCAGUUUUCGCAGCGUAGACAUCUCUGGACCUGUGCUGCAGAGCUCAAGCAACAGCCACAUUACUCCAACGCGGCCAGCACCUGCUAGACCUGCACCUGCCCGGCCUGCCCCAGGGCGGCCCGCGGGCGUCCAGCGGGCACCUUCCUGUCCAUCACAGGGGAGCAUGCGUGGACGCUCACGUGUAGCACGCUCGGCAAGCCAGCGCAGCAACGGUCCUCGACCAGCACAACCACCGCCACCAAGGCCUCCUGCACCCCCUGAUGGGUCUCUAUAUGAUGACUGCACAACGCUUGAGUUUGCUGGCACUCCUCUUGCCUUUGUGCACAAUGAGACAAACAGUUCGCAACGCCCACUUCCAAAUAGGCCACUGCCUGCGCGUCCCACACCAGUCAACACACGACCUGCGACAGGAGUGGCUGCACUUGCAAUGAAGUUUGAGAGAAAUGCGGCAGAGUCUUCACAGCCACUUCAUGGAAGGGCACAGCCCAUGGCAGGGCAACGGUCUCACACAACAACACUUUCUUGAGCAUCUGUUAUGGCACACUGGCAUUGUACAUUGCACCAGCAUGUUGUUCCUUAGCCUGCAUUUGUCCUACCAUUGACAUUUCAGAGAUAGGCAGUAAGUCAGUGCUACUCACAUGGGGCCAUGUUUUGCCUUUCCUCACUGGCCUACAUGACAACUUGCCUCAGUGGAUGAUAAGAAGUGAAUAGAAUUGAAGGAAAGGAAUCCUUAGAAAACCUGGCCACUUUGUACCUUGUACACUUAUGUAUGCAGGCAGGGACAUUGCUCUGCAGCAGCCAUUUGCAAUGGAAGGUUAUUGUACAGUACUGGAGGCAUUGCAGAUUUCACAAGAAGCAGCAGGGGUGCAUUUGAAAAUGCGAGGAACCAGAUGCAGCUACGUAAUGUCUUGUUUUAGUGCUUUUAUUUUUAUUGGACAAAUGCGUAAAUAGCACCCUGCAGUAGUCUUGUUGUCAACUAUUCCUUGGGAGAUGUAGUGUGACAUGCUAUUGACAAAAGCAGUCAAGUACAUUUGGUACACAUGGUGUGCCUAAAGUCGAAUAUUAUUUGUGUCCUAGUACUUGCGUUGUAACAUGCGGCAACAUUUUAUUGAGAUAUGAGAUAGGUUUUACAACAAGUUCAAGGUAUUCCAUGCCCAGUGCUAGUCGCACAAUUUGUCCUCAACACAGAGUCUCUUUCCUUCCUUUAAGCAUGAAUGGCAUUGGUUCAGGAUGCAUAAUCCAUAUUGCUAGAUAGAUGCCCUUCUGCAUAUGCUUGGAGAUAUUGAGAUGUCAUAAAAGGCACCUGUUUAAAAUUGUGCCAACCAUUUCACUAUUAGUAUGAUUGUGGCAAACUUAUGCACUCUAGCUUUAGCAAGCUUUCCCACAGUCCAAGCCAUAUCCAAUUCCUGGGAGAUCACUGGGCAGCCUUUUCUGCAAAAUGUAAAUUUAAAACAAGUACAUUGAGAUGCUGCUCAACCCUGUAGACGCUGCAUUCAUAUCCAUUGGAAUUAUGUUGUACAACUUCUACGGAAUUCUUUUACUGGUUUAUUUUACCACACCAACUGUUAUACGUGUGAUGUAGGUACGUUAAACUAAUGACUGGCAUCCACAAGUGAUUCUGCCACAGUUGGAGACCCUGGCCAGGAAGCAAAGCCACCUGUGAUGGUGCCUUGUGUGAUGACUUUUAAGGGUCCCUCAUGAGGUUUAAGUAUUGCAAACAGACAAGCGUGGCAUGUAGAUCAUGUGGUAGCAAUUAUGUCUGCAAAAAUAUGAAAACAGCUUUGUGGCACCGAAACAGUCAAAAUUUCAGAAGGAUAAACGUGCCCUUCUUCUCGAGAAAGCUGCACUUUGAGCGAGAGUCAGUCGCAUACACACACACUGCUUGGGACGUCGCUGACUAUGGAAUGUGGCUACACUUCAUUGCCCAAAGGUGUGCACAAUGGCGCACCUUGAAAUGCACCACGAAGCAAAAUAGAAAGAGAAAUGGCAAAAAAGACUGUGGCGCUUGUCACAUGGAGCAUUGUGCAGUCCCUCAGCUCUGGCACACAGAAAGACAGAGAAAGAACACUGCUUGUGCACGCUAGCGAAGACAAAAGGAGAGAGUGUGCCUGUUGACAGUAGUUCACGCCUCCUGGAAACUUUCAGUUUCUUUUAACUCCUCCAAUAAUGAACUUACAUGAAAAAUUCUUUCAGCAAAACUCCCUUCGACAGCACCGAUAACUUCCAGUGCAUAAACAACAUUUUCAGUGGGGCCUGGUGAGGAGCCCUUUAGUGAGGCAACAUGCAAAUGAACCUUUUUGCAUUAUUAUUGGAGAAUCUGUGUAAAGCUACAGAACCAGUGUUUGUGCCCACCGUCGUCCUUUUUUUUUAUUGCUCAGCUCAUCAGGUUCUUGUGUACACGGAAACAGUGGCAGUUCCUGUUUUCUGUGUGUAUAUUAUGAACAAUUGUUAGGGAACAGAUGGUGGCUCAAAAUAUAGUGUUUGUCAUAUUCCAUGCAGUCAUAAAAAUAGGCCAGGUUUUCUUUCCCUGAUUUUCUCUCUGCAGAUUUUUUUCUUUUUCUGCAUUAGUUUUUCAACACUUCUGGUGCAGUAUCAUGAAAUUUUUUGUCCGCAUGUGCAUGAUUAAUUUAUUAUGCCUUCUGCUGUGAUUGCACGGUGUAGUAUAGUCAAGUUACACAUUAUCAUACUAAUCAGCCCAUUUGGGUAUUUAUUCAAGGACAGAUUGUGUAUGCAAAUCAUUGGUUGCACAAGCCAUUUUCAGAUGUUGCAUUGCUAGUUAGGAUGCAGAGGGCAGUUGUGCAAAUAGAAGCUUGUUGUAGGCACUCAAGCAAUUAGUGCAUUCUGAUGAGCAGAUGGAUCAAAUGGGUCAUUCAGCCAUUCCUUUGUUGACUGCGUCAUAUGCAACAAGUACUGUUCACGAUGCAUUGGACUUGCAAUCCACCAAGAUCACGAAUUCAAACACACAUACUAGUUUAUGUUCUUCAGCAGUGACUUUCUUGAUAAUACGAUCACUUUUAGGUGUCCUGGGGAGCUUUAUCACUUCAGUAAUUAACUAAAAAAAAAUGGUGGAAAAUAAUUCUGAGAACAAAAUUGUAAUGAAAAAGAAAAAGAACAGAUUGCCAACAUAAUCAAGGAUGCUUACACAUGUUCCAUGUUUGUUUACAUUAUCAUCUCAAAUGCUUUUUGUACUAUCUGGCAAGAACUGCAAAAUCUGCCAUUGCAUAAACUGUUUACGAGACCAUAGACUUUACACAACAGAUAAAUUCACGUUUGUGGCGAUUUGAAUGAGUUGGAACAUUUUGACUUUGUAUAUAUCGUGCACAAAAAGGGUGUACAAAAGAAGAGAUGAUGCAUACAGCAUGCAGAAUUAAUUGAAAGUUAGCGCUAUGUGCGUCUUUGUCUUUCCUUUUCUUGGGUGCUGUGUAUACAGAGUUCACAUCAUUUUUAACAUUCUGCAGGAUUGUGCUGGUUUUGCUUGGUAGGAGAGCUGCAUCUCACUAAUCGUGCAUGCCAGUGUGCUUAUCACAGUUUGCUUUGAUAUGCAGGAAGUCUUGUGAAGUGUGUGAGGCACCAAAGAAUGUUGCCCGGUGGAGUCCCUGUACAUAGGUGACAAAUGCUGGUGUGUGCAGUGAAGAGCGAACUGAAACACCAAUAUUUGGUGCAUAUGGGGCUGUGCCCUUGGUUUGACCUUUUUAUGAAUUUGUGUUAAUGGAGCAUGGCUUUUUCUUUGCACUGGUAUUAGUUGAAGUUGGUCGUUUAACAUCGUGUUGAGCCAGAAUCUGAAACCCAACAGAUUUCUGCAUUGAACAGUGCAGUGGUGGUUGACCGUUUUGAGAAUGCACUCCUACUUAAAUGUUCUGCCAUGGUACAAAGCUCAUUGCAUGCUGUUUUAAUGUAGUGUGCUUUAAACCUGCAUGACAGUUUGCAAGGCCUGAAAAGCCCUACAAGUAGUCCUGCACCAUAAUGCCUUUGAAUGGAUGCUGCUGUGCAAGCUCUGGAAUUUCAGUUAUCUGACGUUUCUACUGUUGAUCAUAUUGCUCCCACAUGGCUGCCAUUAGGCAGGUACUGGACAGUGCAAGUAUUGUCUCUGUGUUAUGCAUAAGUUGGAGGUUACUGAAUAUGCUAGGAUGCAAAGAAGAAUUUAGGCUUUAGAAUUCUCAUUCCUGAAUGUACAUUGCAGCAAAGCUAUCUACACAGAAGCCUUACCAUUUACCAUAGAGUGGCUUUAUCAUGUUGUUGUGAUCGUGAAAUGAGCCAGACCAGGGCAAACAUUAUGGAUGUAGUGUGUGUGAGCUAUGUUUAGUUAUGCAAUGUGUGAACAGUAUUGCAGUUUUGGCCAUAUUUUAUUCGGUGCCACAAUGUCAACGUUGUAUGUUACGAAGUAAGUUAUGGUAUGAGUCUGACCACACUGCACGCUAUAUUACUUUCUCUAAAAAGGCAGACAUAUUGGAGGACUUGCAUUGCCAUUUUUUUUUAACCAGUAUUAGGUAUGAAAAAACAAAAGGUGAUGUGCAUGCUAGCUUCUUGCAGUUUUUUGCAUGUGAUAAAGAGAUAAUCUAAAGUUGUGAUCAAGCGCACAACUGAAUGGCACUAUGUACGUAUAAGAUUGCCAAGCAAGCAUAUGCCUGAUUUUUCUAGGUUCUGCAUAAGUGAUCCUCCUGCCACAACUCCUUGCUGUGCAUGUUUGUUUCUGUAAGUGCCUAUUUAUAGACAUUGUGCAUCUAUUCAUUUCUUGUGUUUUUCAUUUGUGAACAGGAGACAUGUGGUACCUUAAAAUGUUCUGCCAUUUCAGCUGGAUGGUAUAUGCAGGCCAAGCAUUUCCAGUGCAUGCGGCAGUUUUUUUUUUUUUUUUUUUUUCAAUACAGUGCUGUCAUAGGCUAGACUAAACAAUGAGUUUAAUAGCACUCAGUCUUGCAAGAGCAUCAAGUUUUUUUGCCCAUGUCCGUGUGCAAUAUAGACGAGCUGUACAUCUUGUGCAGGACUACCAGUAAUGCAGUUUCAAAGUGUGAAUGUCACAGUUUUAUUUUGUUCUUGUACAUAUGUAUUUAAUGUGUUGAGCAAAGGUCGCUUCUGUGAACAAGUAUAAAUAUAUAUAUAUAUAUAUAUAGACAUAUACAUAUGUACAUAAUAAACUGUUUAUUUAUGAA